GGGUGUGGGUGGCCCAGGUGUGCAGGGAGCUGGGUGGAGAAGGCCCAAGGUGGCUUCUGAAGUGGGCUUCACCUAGGAGCCGAGCUGGCUGGCAGCCCCAGGUCUGGGGUGCCAGGGGGCCCUGCUGGACACUGCCUCCGGGACCCGAGGCCUGACAUUUGCAGCUGCAGGCUCAGCCUCCUGUCUGUGACCAGGGGGGCUGGUCGGCAGAUGACCGCGAUGGCCCCUCCUCCCCCACUGCCUGGCCGGCUGAUGCUGUGACCUUGGGCAAGUCCCCGGACCUCCUGAUGCUCUUUUCUCUCUGUGGAGUUGUGCUGCUGCCUGCCCUGCCUCCCUGCAGGCUGAGGGUGUCCAAUGAGGACGAGACCGGGGCCUACCUCAUCGACCGCGACCCCACCUACUUCGGGCCCAUCCUGAACUUCCUGCGGCAUGGCAAGCUGGUGCUGGACAAGGACAUGGCCGAGGAGGGGGUCCUGGAAGAAGCGGAGUUCUACAACAUCGGGCCGCUGAUUCGCAUCAUCAAAGACCGGAUGGAGGAGAAGGACUACACUGUCGCGCAGGUUGGGGCGCAGGUCCCGCCCAAGCACGUGUACCGCGUGCUUCAGUGCCAGGAGGAGGAGCUCACCCAGAUGGUCUCCACCAUGUCUGAUGGCUGGCGCUUUGAGCAGCUGGUGAACAUCGGCUCCUCCUACAACUAUGGCAGUGAGGACCAGGCGGAGUUCCUGUGCGUGGUGUCCAAGGAGCUCCACAGCGCCCCCCACGGGCUGAGCUCCGAGUCCAGCCGCAAAACCAAGAGCGCGGAGGAGCAGCUGGAGGAAGAGCAGCAGCAGGAGGAGGAGGUGGAGGUGGAACAGGUGCAGGUGGAGGCAGAUACACAGGAGAAAGCCCAGUCAUCUCAGGAUCCCGCUAACCUUUUCUCCCUCCCACCACCGCCUCCUCCUCCUCCGCUUCCCGCUGGAGGUCCUGCCUCAUCUUCAUCCACCUCUUCUUCUUCCUGGAUCUCAUCUGCACCCUGCCUCUUCCCUCUCUGCCCCUGUCCGGGCUUUCUCUCUGCCUGCUCACGCCUCCAUCCCGGGGCUGCCCUGGUCCCAGGCGCCCCGGCCUCGCAUCUCAGGGCACCCUGCCUGCCGCCUCCCGCACCCCUUCUGGCAGCUCCCGCAUCCUGGCCUGGGGAGCAGGCGUGCCGCUGCACCUCCUCCGCGCCUGCCCAGCCCACCGGGCACCUCUGAGACUGGGCCGCCUGCCCCAGCACCUCACCUCCUCGCCUCCUGCUCACAUUUCCUCCUUGCAGGUUCCUGUCCGCACCCCUCAGACCUGAGGCUGCGCUGGCAGUAAGGGCCUCUCCUCAGCCCCUCACCUGCCCCCCAGAGCGGCCAGCCCUGGUUUGUAGCUUGGCGGCACUGGAGGGAGUGGCGGAAGCCAGGAGGGUGCUCGUCUCUUGUUCCUCGGACUUGGGCUGAACUUGCGGCUGAUUUUCGCCUCUCACCCAAGUUUCUUGGCCGGCCUAUCCUGGCCCUGGGUUAUGAGGCUCUGAGAGGAGGAGUGAGUUAGGGGUGGACACGGUGCCAUCUGCUCAUCUGCGCCAGAGCAGGCUGGGAAGGGGAACAAGCCAGGUGCCUCAGCCUCCACCCUGCACGUGGGAGCGCCUGCCUUGCAGCCUCGAGGCGCCGGGUUCCCUGUCUGCAGGGGUGGGAAGGACUGGAAUCAGCCCCGCUGGCUGUGGGUUGGGGCGUGGCAGACGAAAGCCCUGCUCAGGUGCCCAGAAGCCCAGAGGGGCAAGUCUCUGUCCCUCUACAAUGUUAGCUGCCUCUAAAGUGGGGACAGAUAGCUGCUCACUGUGACCUGCCUCUUGGCCUUGACCCCCCUGGCCAGUCUUGGCAGUAUCUGGCCUCCCAGGCAGCCACCGCCAGCCCAGGAUGGGGCCUGGGGACCCCAAAUAGGCGAGCUGGGUCCCCUUCCUGCUCACCCUCCUUCUGGGCUCUGAAUCCACCUUCUCUGGGCCUCAGCUCCCCUCUCUCCUCCCAGAAGGGACUCUGUGACUCACCUACCUCUCUCUCUCUCCCUCUCUCCCCCACCCCCUCCCUCCAUUUCAACCUCCUCUCCUCCUUCCCCUGGCCCUGCAUCGCCCUGUCCUCCCCCACCGGCUCCACCCCUCACCCCCUUCCCGGUGUCCGGACCACCCCCCACCUGUCCCCCUGCCCCUUUCUCUCUUAUUUUCUAGCUGUUACAGGCCAGAGGCACCCGGAUGUGAGGUCCCAGAUCACCUCCAGGGACUUGGGGUUCCGAUCUGACGUCCUUUAUUUUUGUACCGUGG
Messenger RNA from Artibeus jamaicensis (Jamaican fruit-eating bat), 2314 nucleotides. It is a transcript of the gene KCTD17, whose product is annotated as potassium channel tetramerization domain containing 17. Gene Ontology annotation, molecular function: cullin family protein binding. Gene Ontology annotation, biological process: protein homooligomerization; proteasome-mediated ubiquitin-dependent protein catabolic process. The transcript has 7 exons. Lineage: Eukaryota; Metazoa; Chordata; Mammalia; Chiroptera; Phyllostomidae. The record is from RefSeq and is a predicted model, not a curated record. The coding region runs from base 288 to 1229 and encodes 313 amino acids. Gene Ontology annotation, cellular component: Cul3-RING ubiquitin ligase complex; cytoplasm.